Nerophis lumbriciformis (worm pipefish) is the source of this 1395-nucleotide messenger RNA. RefSeq names its product ADP-ribose/CDP-alcohol diphosphatase, manganese-dependent (gene adprm). Gene Ontology annotation, molecular function: CDP-glycerol diphosphatase activity; ADP-ribose diphosphatase activity; manganese ion binding. Lineage: Eukaryota; Metazoa; Chordata; Actinopteri; Syngnathiformes; Syngnathidae. The record is from RefSeq and is a predicted model, not a curated record.
CAGUAAACCGGGCGAUGACAGACAGGUGUCAGCACGUGGACAGUCUGAUGUAUUCCGGAAACAAGACGUCUUCCGUCAUUGAAGCAACGAAGAAGAAGCCACCCUUUUAGGAAGGAGCAGAAAUGGACGACUGUUGUGAGCGAGAGCCGCUGUUUACGUUCGGCGUGAUAGCUGACAUCCAGUACGCUGACAUCGAUGACGCCUUCAACUUCACGCAGACAAGAAGGCGCUUCUACCGGAACAGUCUUCGGCUGCUCAAAGAAGCCCGGGAGACUUGGUGUCAAUCACCCGCCAGGCCGAACUUCAUCCUCCAGCUGGGGGACAUCAUCGACGGCUUUAACAAGCGUCACGGCGCCUCUAUUGUCGCACUCGACCGGGUACUGGAAGAGUUCAGCCUGGGCUCCAUGGAGGUGCACCAUGUGUGGGGCAACCAUGAGCUCUAUAACUUUUCAAGAAGCGAGCUGUUGUGCUCUCGGCUAAACAGCUCGGUGCUUGCCAACGGUCGCUGCGAUGGAAGGCGGGCGGGUGAGGACAUAAAUGCUUACAGCUUCACUCCUUUCCCCGGCUUCACCUUUGUUGUGUUGGACGCUUUCGAUGUCAGCUUGCUGGGCGUAGAGGAGGACGGUCUGCGGUACCACCGUGCUUUGUCUUUGAUAAAACAACACAACAGCAACGAGGACCUCAACUGCCCCCCAGUGCAAUUGGACGACUUGAAGCAGAGGUUCACAAUGUACAAUGGUGGCUUCAGUGAGACCCAGCUGGACUGGCUCAAUGAUGUUCUGUCCUCAGCUGACAAGAAACAGGAGAAAGUCUCACUUAUCAGUCACCUCCCAGUCCACCCAAGGUCCACAGUCCCCUCCUGCUUGGCCUGGAACUUUGACGAGCUCCUGUCCAUCAUCCAGUGCCACAGCAGCGUGGUGUGUUUCAUUGCAGGACACGAUCACGAUGGUGGAUAUUACUGGGAUAAAAGCAUCGGAGUGCACCACUUGACGUUGGAGGCAAUUAUUGAGACUCCACCUGGCAGUAAUGCCUUUGGCACCAUCUCGGUGUACGAAGACCGGAUGGUCUUGAAAGGGAACGGGAGGAUCCCAGAUAUAGACCUUGUAUUUCCCUGAUGACGCUUAGUCAUUAGACUGACAUUACUAAACAUUUUAUUUUCCUUGUAGGCCAUCCAUUUUAAGAAAUGUACACCAUCUUUUGGAGGAAAUGCCUUUGCACUUUUUCUGUCUUUCGUAUUUGCUCCAGACUCUUAUUUUUAAUUUAGCCUAAGAAUGAUUUGAAAUCAUCCGCCUUGAAUGUUACUUUGUUUCCCCCUGUACAAUUAUAUGAAAAUUCUUAUCCAGACUUUGUUUUAAGUCACAGGGGUGUAUAAACUAUUCUCACAGAAAAAUGAAA